AUGGCAAUACCGUUAUGCCAGUCUUUGGAAGAGACACGUCUCUCGAAAGACCAUCUAGCUCCUAGUCCUUUCCAGCUCACUGUUUCCGCGGAAGAUGACAAUGGACAUAUAUCCGCUGCUGAGCCCUUGCCAGUUCUGACCCCUCAAAGUUCAUCGUCGUCCGACGAGUUCCACUCACUACAAUCGUCAGGAGAGGCUAGCGCAAGAGCUUCUACGCCUCCGUGUGACGAAACGGGGAUUGUUCAAAAUGCCGGCAUCGCUGUUGACCAUUCGAUCAUCGCAGGCAUUCUGUCCGCAUCUGAGACCACCCCAGAAAGACUUCAGAGAAAGAGCGUAACAGGGAGGCGAUGUGUCAGUGCUGUGGCAGCACUGAAUACUCCAAGUAGCCCCAAGUCUCCCGAUCGUUUUAUACCAGCUCGAGCACCCUUCGAUCCUCCUGCAACGCCCUUUCGUUUGAGCAAGGCUCCGCGACAUAUGUCUCCGGAGGAACGAUUUCAUCGGCGACGAGACCAUAGUGCAGAUCCCUUCAUGCCCUCCCGGCCACGAAGAGCGGCCAGCGUUCCCAGACGAAGACCACAGGACCGCAGGUACUCUACACGUUAUAUGCCACAUCUUGUCAAUGAUGCAGCAGCUCUUCGAGGUAAUGGGGCAUUAGGAUUGAACGAUGCUCUACGGCAAAUCAGCGCUGGCGCAGUCUGGAAUGUCGGGGGAUCGUCUGCUGCCACCGGCAACCCCCCAGUUGGAAUCAACGAUGCUAUGGGAGGCCUUCUAGGGAGCGGGACCACUGCCCCUAUGUAUAUAGCCAAGUUCCUCGAGAAGACAACGCCGGCGGAAGAGCGCGAAAAACACGAGGCAAGGCUGGCACUAGCUUUAGACAUCGAUCAAGCUACCCGAAUGCUUGAUAUCUGUCGAAUUUCGCCACAUUUCGAGUCCAGACCGAGUCCUUCGUCCUCGAACUAUGAACGUUAUUCUCCUAUUACGUGGAAGGAUAACGCUUGGAAGAGAGCAGAAGGAGUCAAGCGUUCUGGGUCCACUUCGAAAGGUUCUCGUCAGCGAGCAGUGCCAACCUUGCCUUUCCGAGUUCUCGACGCUCCUCUAUUACGAGAUGACUUUUACUGCUCGACUCUCGCUUACUCUUACACUGCGGGGAUACUUGCUGUCGGCCUAAGCAGCCAGGUCUAUCUGUGGUCGGAGGUUAUUGGUGUCCAGUAUCCUCCUUUUUCUAGUCAACCUUCAGCAAACCAUGUGACUUCCCUCUCCUUCUCUUCCGCACGAGGGGGGCGGAGUAUUCUGGCGGUAGGCAGACAAGGUGGGCUGGUCUCUCUAUGGAGUACUUUCGAUUCUGAGGUACGAUUCGAAAUCAGCCAGCCAAACGCCGUUUCGUGUGUGGCAUUCAAGCCAACACCAUCGAUCCGACUGUCAGAAAGGUUUUCAAAUACUGAGGUCGAGGUCGAAGACCUUGUCGUUGGUGAUGACCUUGGCAACGUAUGGUAUUAUUCUGUAGAAUGGCCUGACAAUGUCUCGAGAGAUGCUCACCACUGGAAUGGCUCCAUGACGUUGAUCGCCAAAAUCUCCGCACACACGCAGCAGAUAUGCGGUUUAGCUUGGUCGCCAGACGGAAGGUUUCUAGCAACCGGAGGUAAUGACAACGCCUGCCUGCUCUUUGAGCUCCGUGAUAUCCUCUUGUCCAGCAGAAACGAGGUUUCAGCGCGGUCUUCGACUAGCUCGCGGCUUUCCAAUGAUCAACCGCAGAGCGCUCUAUCUCGUUUCGCAGCACAUGCCCAUCUCAAUCGACUUUUCGAUCGACAUUGCCGUCUGAGCCAAUUCCUUCCAUCUUGGGCCCCAACCCAAGGUCCAAGUCUGUCGCCAUCGGUCUUGGUCCGCACAGGCUCACUGAUAUCUGGGCGAGGCCGGACAAUUCUGAUACCCUCUAAUAGACAGAAACAUAGGCUAGCCCAUUCUGCAGCUGUAAAAGCGAUUGCUUUCGCGCCGUGGCAGCCCUCUCUUCUUGCUACCGGUGGCGGUUCAAAUGAUCGUUCGAUCCAUUUCUACCAUACGCCAUCUGGAGCACGUCUGGCGACUAUCAACGUUCACGCUCAAGUGACGAGCUUGAUAUGGAGCAAGACACGCCGCGAAAUAGUUGCUACUUUCGGCUAUGCACAGCCAGAACAUCCAUUUCGGAUAGCCGUUUUCGCUUGGCCGAGCUGUGAACAGGUUGUGGCUAUUCCUUGGAACGUAAAUGGUAGUGGAGAGACCGCGGGUAAUAGCAAUAGUGACUGUGGCAGGGCCCUCUGGGCAAUCAGUUAUCCAGGUGGUCCCAACGAUUCGAUAUUCAGCGUUCUGCGUGAAAGUGUCUCGGAGCAGGAAUCCUCAAGUGCUACGGCAACCCCUGCUCCUUCAGUCACGGGUGCAAUAGGCCGCAGGUCGUCCGCGCACAGUGGUCUUGACACAAGUGAUCUAUCCCCCAUCUCGUCAGGCUCGACAGUCCAAUCUCCCAAGGGAAAGGAAGGCGGGUUGUGGUGGUCUAGGACAGCAGAAGAGGGAUGCAUUAUCGUGGCGUCCAGCGACGAGAGCGUCAAAUUCCACGAGGUAUGGAGUGGUGCAAGGAAGAGCAUUGGAGGGGCCAGUGGGCUUCUUGGAGGCAGUGAGAUCCUCGAAGGCCUGGAGGGGAUAGAAAAGGAAAGUAAUGAGGUUAUCCGGUGAUUUUUCGGAUGUCUUCGGUGCCUAAGCUUGAGAAGCCAAGCCGUGUACUUAUUUCUAUGCCGCUCAGCUGGCUUCCCACUUUGUUGAAGCCAUUAUCAAUAACAACGACUCAAUUAAUCAUUAUUAUUAGAC
This is a messenger RNA of Paecilomyces variotii, 2835 nucleotides long. RefSeq names its product cell cycle regulatory protein. Gene Ontology annotation, cellular component: anaphase-promoting complex. Gene Ontology annotation, molecular function: anaphase-promoting complex binding; protein binding; ubiquitin ligase activator activity. The coding region runs from base 1 to 2703 and encodes 900 amino acids. Gene Ontology annotation, biological process: positive regulation of ubiquitin protein ligase activity; positive regulation of anaphase-promoting complex-dependent catabolic process; anaphase-promoting complex-dependent catabolic process. The record is from RefSeq and is a predicted model, not a curated record. Lineage: Eukaryota; Fungi; Ascomycota; Eurotiomycetes; Eurotiales; Thermoascaceae. The transcript is spliced from 2 exons.